Messenger RNA from Apis dorsata (giant honeybee), 302 nucleotides. RefSeq names its product integumentary mucin C.1-like. NCBI's taxonomy places the organism in Eukaryota, Metazoa, Arthropoda, Insecta, Hymenoptera, Apidae. The transcript has a single exon. The record is from RefSeq and is a predicted model, not a curated record. The annotation marks the transcript as partial.
ACUACAACGGAAAGUACAACACCGCCAACUACUACAACUACUGUAGUUCCUACUACAACCGAAGAAACAACUAUAACUACGACAACAUCGCCAGAAACAACAACAACAACAAUUACUACCACAACAACUACACCAGAAACUACAACGGAAAGUACAACUUCGCCAACUACAACAACUACUGUAAUUCCUACUACAACUGAAGAAACAACUUUCACUACGACAACAUCGCCAGAAACAACAACUACAACAACAAUUACUACCACAACACCUAUGCCAGAAACUACAACGGAAAGUCCAACUCC